UAGAUAGCAGACUCUCUUGUCUUUCAUGUAACCAUUCCAGAUGCUCAGAGCAGUGGGUUGUGUUCUUCUUUGUGUCUGUGAAGAUCCUUGAGACACAUUCCAGUCAAGCCUUCUGUUGUUUAAAAUAAUUUUUUUCCACAGGAAGAAACUUCAACAACUGGAUUUCACUGAAGUCAGAAAAUGUGGAGAUGAAGCAUCACAGAGAACUUUCAUGAUACUUGAGAAUAUGAAACAUUACACCAGCAUUCACCGCAUACUGCAAAAUAAACUGCAAUUCUGUCCUGAAAGGAGAGGAGCAUGCAGGAAAACAUUCUUUCGGAGAUGGCAAACUCGUACGCCAUAGCGAUUGUUCUGGUCAUCACGUCGGCUUUAAAAAGUGCCUCUUCAGCGGUGGAGAUAGCACUGAUAUCAUCAGUUCAUGGCACCCUACAUGGACACAGUGAAAAAGCAAGGUAUCUUUUGGCUGUAGGAACUGGCCUUUAGGUGUACCCACGUAUCACUGCGGGAGUUCCCAGAAAACAUACAAGUCAUUUCCAUCACUGGGUCAUCAGGGGAUAUGUGCAAAAUAUUCUCAGUUGGAACAAACUCACUCUAGACUGCUCAAGGUAUGUUGAGUUAGAUCACUCAAGAAGAUGGAGGCCACAUUCUCAUCAACCGUGAGAAUGGCCAUGGUCACAGACAAAGGCAGCUCACUCAGAAUCAGCCCCAACAUUUCCUACAAUGCUACUGGGGAUAAUGCCUCAACAGUCAGCUCCAGUUCCAUGGAAGACAUCAUAGCCACAUGUACCAUUGGGACUAUCCUCUCUGUUAUGUGCAUUAUUGGCGUGACUGGCAAUAUAUAUACUUUAGUAGUGAUGGGCCACUAUCUGAGGUACUCAGCUUCUAUGUACAUCUAUAUCAUCAAUCUCGCCCUAGCAGACCUUUUGUACCUUCUCACCAUCCCUUUUGUUGUUGGGACAUAUUUUCUUCAGGAAUGGUACUUUGGUGAUAUUGGAUGCCGGAUCCUUUUUAGUUUGGAUUUCCUAACAAUGCACGCAAGCAUCUUCACUUUGAUGGUAAUGAGUACAGAGAGGUACUUUGCAGUGCUGAAGCCUCUGGAUACUGUGAAGAGAUCUAAGAGUUAUCGGAAAGCCAUUGCCAUUGUAAUCUGGAUAGUGUCUCUGCUUCUCACACUCCCUAUGCUUCUCAUGAUAAAGCUGGUACAAGGAAACAAGAAAAUCUGCCUUCCUACCUGGAGCAAACUGUCCUCCAAGAUCUAUAUCACUAUCCUCUUCUGCACCAGCAUUGUGGGUCCAGGGGUAAUAAUCGGGUACCUUUAUAUUAAACUGGCAAGAACUUACUGGGUGUCCCAAACCACUUCUUUCAAACAGACCAAGCGGCUUCCCAACCAAAAAGUAUUAUAUUUAAUUUUUACUAUAGUACUGGUCUUCUGGGCUUGUUUUUUGCCUUUCUGGAUAUGGCAACUAAUUUCUCAGUAUUGUGAAUACUUCCCAGUUUCUCAGAAGACCUUGAGGAACAUCAACUAUCUAACCACAUGCCUGACUUACAGCAACAGUUGCAUCAACCCUUUUCUCUAUACCUUGCUGACCAAAAACUACAAAGAGUACUUGAGAAAUAGGCAACGUUCAUUUAAUAGCAGCAAUGGAUAUUUUCAGAGGAGGAACAGGUUUCAGAGAAUCUCUGGGAGGUCAUUGUCCUCCUGCAGCCAGCACUACACUGAGACAGUUGUGCUUUCUCCUAUCCCUGGUGGAAAUAACAGUGUCUGAAGAAAAAAAACAUUCAUUCAAAUAUUAACCAUCGUCAGCCUAGACAGAAAAUAUGCAUUGAAGGUGGCCAACGCUCAGAAAUUUGGCAAGAGGCAUCAAAAAUAGGCAUAGCUUUGGACUGUGUUCUCCUAAAGGCAUACUUCUAUUGCUUGCUGCCUUUGUAAUAAUUCUGUGAUGUGUUCCUUCCAGAAACAGUAAAUCACAAGCACAUGUAAUGCAUACUUUAAGAAUUCCUCUAGCUAUUCCAUUAUGCCAUCUUAAGUUAUUGUACCGAUGUUUGCAAAAUGUCUUAAGUUGUUGUCUGUGAAAAAAAGCACCUUCUCCUUUCAGAUAUAGGAAAUUAGCCAGAGGAGCAUUUAGAAAAAGGCUAAUUUUUCAGUUGUACAGUUGCAUUUUUUUUUAUUUUGGUAAAGGCUUGCUAAAGGGUUGUUUGGUAAUGUGAUUUCACUGUUUUGGUUUUAACGAUUUUUGUGAUGUUAUUUUGAUGCUUACUAUUUUUAAACUGCUUGGAGCCCCCUUGACUGGAGGUGAAUUAAGGAUUUAAAUAUUGUUAAGGACAAAUAAAUGAACUGUGUGUGUAAGAACAAACAGUGUCAAACCAAGUAAUAUUAAACAAAGGUAAGAUCCAUUCAGGAAAAAUAAAUUUAAGCACUAAAAAGAAAUACAAAAUAACAUCCUCAUAUACAAAGAAUAUUCUUGGACCUUGGUGUAAUAGAGUGCUUAAAAUAACUAUAUGUUGAUAAAAUGAUGUUCGAUUGCACUAAAUCAUUCUUGCAGCUAUCAUAUCUGCGAACCAGGCAGGUGCUGUCAAUGGGCAGAUAGUCAUUGUUCUAUAUGCCUCUGGUGAGGUUUGAAGCAGAUAUAGUUGUGCACUUAAAAAGUCCUAGGCAUCAAAUCAUUUCAUUCCUGACAUUCCCAUGGGAAUGUCAGCUCAAUGCAUGGCAGCUGUGAAAAAGGCAAACUCUAUGCUGGGGAUAAUUAGGAAAGGAAUUGAUAAUAA
Molecule: messenger RNA, 2766 nt
Organism: Sphaerodactylus townsendi
Lineage: Eukaryota; Metazoa; Chordata; Lepidosauria; Squamata; Sphaerodactylidae
Product: urotensin-2 receptor-like
Exons: 3
Coding region: 633-1766 (377 amino acids)
Biological process (GO): neuropeptide signaling pathway; regulation of blood pressure; blood vessel diameter maintenance
Cellular component (GO): membrane
Molecular function (GO): urotensin II receptor activity
Source: RefSeq, a predicted model, not a curated record